AGUCUGUUGGUUUUGGCUGGAUAGUUCCAUCGGAGGCGUUGCAGGAAAGGGGCACGAUGCUCUCCCCCAACUCUUCUAGGAGGUUAGGGCAAGACUGGAAAACAACGGGGACAGCUGGAAGCCUCCAGAGCCUGAAGAAAUUUAAUAAUCAGGACUUCAGCCGUUUGCGAGCCUCAUGUCUGAGCCAAGGCCUGCUGUUUGAGGAUGACACCUUCCCAGCUAAUGUCAGCUCCAUUGGUCCCAACCUGCUCUCAGAGGACAAGCUGUGGCUUAUACAGUGGAAGAGGCCAACUGAGCUUCAGAGAAAUCCUCAUUUGAUCAUGGAUGGAGUUAGCAGAUUUGAUAUUAUGCAAGGAGAAAUAGGUGACUGCUGGAUGCUGGCUGCCCUGGGCUCCCUGACUCUGCAGAAGCGAUUUUUGGAAAAUGUUUUGCCAAAGGAUCAAGGCUUCCAGAAUGAUUAUGCUGGGAUUUUUCAUUUCCGGUUCUGGCAUUUUGGAGACUGGGUGGAUGUAGUGAUAGAUGACCGACUGCCUUUGCUGAAUGGGAGAUACCUGUCUGUACAUCCUCGUACGUCAAACGAAUUCUGGCCAUCCUUGCUGGAAAAGGCAUACGCCAAAUUACGGGGCUCCUACCAGAACUUGCAUGGAGGCUACAUUUCUGAUGCUUUAGUAGACUUCACAGGUGGAGUCCAACUACAGUUUUCAUUAAAGAACCCGCCCCCUGAUCUGGAGGAGAUACUGAAAGCAGCUGACAGAUCACAGUGUCUGAUGGGGUGUAGCACCUCAGGACAGCUGAGGAACAUAGAGCUGAGGAAUGGGAUCGUGCAGGGUCAUGCCUACACUAUCACAGGAGCUACGAAGAUACGCUACAAGAACGGCUGGGAGCAUAUCGUCAGGAUCUGGAAUCCCUGGGGCCACGGGGAAUGGAAGGGCGCCUGGAGUGAUGAUUCUCCUGAGUGGGAUCAUGUUGAGCCUAAAUACAGAGAAGCCCUCUGCAGAGACAAGGACGAUGGAGAAUUCUGGAUGUCCUGUGAAAACUUCCAGGAGCACUUCUCCUUGCUGUAUAUAUGCAACAGCACCCCAACGUUUUUGGACUUUGGAGGUCAGAACCGCACAACAUGGUCUGUGGACAGGCACAUCUACCAGUGGAGUCCGGUGGUCACCACGGGCAGGAACAACUAUUCCCCUGCAGGUGCACUUUCGAGGAACCCUCAGUAUUUCUUCAAAGUGACAGAUUAUGACCCAAAAACCUAUAAUGUGGUCAUUUCACUCAUACAAAAACAUGCUGAUAAUACGCUGGAUGCACAGAAAUUGAAGAUUGGCUUUUUGAUCUUCAGGGAGAACUCCAAAGUCCUGAAACAAGAUUUUGCCCUGGCCCGAGAUGUGACCAACUACUUUAUCCUGAGCCCAGGAACCUAUGCUGUCCUUCCUGCUACAUCAGAAGACCAAGAGUUUGAAUUUCUCUUACGAAUUUUCCUGAAGCAUCAAGACUACAAUGGGGAGCCAAACUACCCACUCAGCUCAAUGCUGCCGAAGCAGGAUACCUUCACAGACCUGAGGAAAACUACACCUGAGAACUCGGAUGAACCGAGACUCAACCAAGACAGCUCCUAUAAGACUAUCUUCCUAAGAUACGCUAAUCAGGGCUCUGCUAUUGAUGCCUUACAGCUGCAACAUCUCCUUAAUGAAGAGGUCCUGCAAGACGAAACGGCCAGCCUGGGAGGAAGAUUCAGCUUCGAUUCGUGUAGAGGCAUUUUAGCUCUGAUGGAUCUCGGCUCUAAUGGAAGACUCACGCUGCAGGAGUUCGGGAGCCUCUGGAGACAUAUUGCUAAGUACCUGGAUGUUUUCAAGAAGGAAGACAGAAAUAAUUCUGGAUAUCUUGAUGUGUCUGAACUGAAGAGUGCGAUACAGACAGCAGGCCUGUCUGUCAACGAGCAGCUCCUCCGGCUGAUGGCCCUGCGGUAUGGAGAUGCCACCAGGAGAAUUGGCCUCUCCGACUUCAUCUGCUGCAUGCUCCGCCUGGAGACCAUGACCUAUGCAUUUCAAAACCUAGCAGAGGAUGGACCACAGCUUUCAAUGACCACAAUGGAGUGGCUGACUCUUGUCAUGUACUCCUAAAAGAAUGCCAAGGCUCAACAAGGCUGGUGCCUUUGUGCUUCUCAGCAGGACACAGCCCAAGGCCGUUCCAUGCAAGAACCAUCAAUGGGAAUCUCAAAAAACCAAACACUGUGAAGGGGUGAACUGGGUUUUCUUGUGGAUGUUUGCUUAUGCUUGAUGGUAUUCAGAUGUCUGGAUAGAGAGUCCUUCUCAGGCACACUGGAAUUGGUCUGGAGAGAGAGAAUGGAGAUAGAGAAAUAAAUCCAUGGGAAAACUGCUAGUACCUGACUGUACUUAAUGGGCUCAGACAGGUUGGAAGUGCUGACCAUCAGCUCCUUCUCUCAUCAUGUCAAGAGCAUGGCUGAUUCUCCUGGCUAACGCAUGGAAGCCGAGACUAGCUCCGUUAACUCCACUGUAGAUGAGAACAGAAUCUGUCCUUUUAUUUGUAAAGAGUGUCUAUUGCUCAGAAAACAAAAACACGAAAGGCAUAGUUUUAUUUGAGUUUUCUCUUAAUUUGCUUAUGGCCCAUUUCUAAAUGCUAGAAAAAGGUUGAAGAAAAGGUUCUUAAAUAACACCAGGGCUUUGCAAUGUCUUUUUGUUACUUUUUAUUAAAAAAAAAUUAAAAAAGCAAAA
Dromaius novaehollandiae (emu) is the source of this 2729-nucleotide messenger RNA. Its product is annotated as calpain-13. The record is from RefSeq and is a predicted model, not a curated record. Gene Ontology annotation, biological process: proteolysis. Gene Ontology annotation, molecular function: calcium-dependent cysteine-type endopeptidase activity; calcium ion binding. NCBI's taxonomy places the organism in Eukaryota, Metazoa, Chordata, Aves, Casuariiformes, Dromaiidae. The transcript is spliced from 23 exons. Gene Ontology annotation, cellular component: cytoplasm. The coding region runs from base 57 to 2117 and encodes 686 amino acids.